AUGUUCGACCUCUUUAGCACACCUGUCUUCGCCUUCUCCUCUGCUCCCUCCAUUUCCGUUCCUACCACGUACGAGGAGGCAAUGGCGUGCCCUGACGCUCCGCUAUGGCUCGCCGCCAUCAUCAAGGAGUUGGAGGCCUUUAUCGGCAACUCCUCGCGUGUUGCUGGGACAGCAUGUUCACUUGCACUCCCCCAUGCUGUCUACGGCCCAGCAACAAGCCUGGUCGCACUGACAUGUGGGUGGAGGUUGGGGGUAGAGGGGGAGGGGGCCUCUCUUUCUGAAUCGCAAGCCCUUCUUGCUCUCUCCCUUCUUGCUCUCUCCCUUCUUGCCCUCGCCCUUCUUGCUCUCUCCCUUCUUGCUCUCUCCCUUCUUGCUCCCUCCCUUCUUGCUCUCUCCCUUCUUGCUCUCUCCCUUCUUGCUCUCUCCCUUCUUGCUCUCUCCCUUCUUGCUCUCUCCCUUCUUGCUCUCUCCCUUCUUGCUCUCUCCCUUCUUGCUCUCUCCCUUCUUGCUCUCUCCCUUCUUGCUCUCUCCCUUCUUGCUCUCUCCCUUCUUGCUCUCUCCCUUCUUGCUCUCUCCCUUCUUGCUCUCUCCCUUCUUGCUCUCUCCCUUCUUGCUCUCGCCCUUCUUGCUCUCGCCCUUCUUGCUCUCUCCCUUCUUGCUCUCUCCCUUCUUGCUCUCUCCCUUCUUGCUCUCUCCCUUCUUGCUCUCUCCCUUCUUGCUCUCUCCCUUCUAGCUCUCUCCCUUCUUGCUCUCUCCCUUCUUGCUCUCUCCCUUCUUGCUCUCGCCCUUCUUGCUCUCUCCCUUCUUGCUCUCUCCCUUCUUGCUCUCUCCCUUCUUGCUCUCUCCCUUCUUGCUCUCUCCCUUCUAGCUCUCUCCCUUCUUGCUCUCUCCCUUCUUGCUCUCUCCCUUCUUGCUCUCUCCCUUCUUGCUCUCUCCCUUCUUGCUCUCUCCCUUCUUGCUCUCUCCCUUCUUGCUCUCUCCCUUCUUGCUCUCUCCCUUCUUGCUCUCUCCCUUCUUGCUCUCUCCCUUCUUGCUCUCUCCUUGCUCUCUCCCUUCUUGCUCUCUCCCUUCUUGCUCUCUCCCUUCUUGCUCUCUCCCUUCUUGCUCUCGCCCUUCUUGCUCUCUCCCUUCUUGCUCUCGCCCUUCUUGCUCUCUCCCUUCUUGCUCUCUCCCUUCUUGCUCUCUCCCUUCUUGCUCUCGCCCUUCUUGCUCUCUCCGUUCGUGCUCUCUCCCUUCUUGCUCCCUCCCUUCUUGCUCUCUCCCUUCUUGCUCUCUCCCUUCUUGCUCUCGCCCUUCUUGCUCUCUCCCUUCUUGCUCUCUCCCUUCUUGCUCUCUCCCUUCUUGCUCUCUCCCUCCUUGCUCUCUCCCUUCUCCCUUUCAUCCCCCUCUCCCUUUCAUCUCCCUCUCCCUUUCAUCCUUCCCUCCCUUUGA
Messenger RNA from Closterium sp. NIES-65, 1431 nucleotides. Lineage: Eukaryota; Viridiplantae; Streptophyta; Zygnematophyceae; Desmidiales; Closteriaceae. The record is from the annotation of a GenBank genome assembly.